Messenger RNA from Bombina bombina (fire-bellied toad), 2208 nucleotides. Its product is annotated as RNA polymerase II elongation factor ELL. Gene Ontology annotation, molecular function: cis-regulatory region sequence-specific DNA binding. The coding region runs from base 54 to 1826 and encodes 590 amino acids. Lineage: Eukaryota; Metazoa; Chordata; Amphibia; Anura; Bombinatoridae. Gene Ontology annotation, cellular component: transcription elongation factor complex. The record is from RefSeq and is a predicted model, not a curated record. The transcript has 12 exons. Gene Ontology annotation, biological process: positive regulation of transcription elongation by RNA polymerase II; transcription elongation by RNA polymerase II; snRNA transcription by RNA polymerase II.
GGCAGCUCUCUCCGGUUCCACAGCUCUCUGGCUUUGGGCUCUUAGUGUUCGCAAUGUCUCGGUCCGGGGAGGAUCUUUGCGGAACCCUAUCAUACCGGACCGAGCCACAGAAGAGUCCCAGGCUUAGCCUCUUCCACCUCAAGCUGACAGAUUCAGCUCUCCGCUGCCUGCGGGAGUUCCAGAAAGGACAGGGUUCUGGAGCCUCCCUCUCUCAGCCGAUAAUCACCUUUCAAGGAAACCAAGGGUACAUCAAGAUCCCUUCUCCCGCACCUGGUUCUGAUGACAGACUUCGAAUUUUUGCCUUCUACCUAUCCAGGGAGAGUAAAGAUAAGCCCCAAUCAAGCUUCGAGUGCAUCCGCCAAGGAACGUCAUGGUCAGGAAAGAAACAGCUGAGUUGCAUUGGCAGCAUCCAAGACAAAAUCACCAUAUGUGCCACUGAUGAGUCCUAUCAAUUGACUCGGGACCGCAUGUCCCAGGUAGAGAAGGAAACAUGGAGCAGGACAGCCAUUGAGAUCAAACCUGGAGCCUCGCACCGAAGCAAAUGUGUUAAGAUCUCAAGUAAGAACAGUUUGGAGAUCACUAAGGAAGAUUCUCCUUGCAAUCGCCGUCCACCUGUGUUUUUAACUCCGGCAGCCAAGAAAUGUAGCCGAGUUGGUGAUGAACAAAGGCCACUUCAGGAAUGGCUAAUUCACAUUUUGGCCUUGAGGCCUCACCGACAACAGGACAUAAUUCUCCGGCUGGAGAAAUCUAACGCUGUUCCCAGAGAACAGACAGAGUUAUUGUCCACAUUGGAUAUGGUGGGUCGAUUUAACUCCAAAGAUGGGAGCUACAGUCUUAAAGAGGAGCUUUAUUACCAGGUACAGAAGGACUGGGUGGGAUAUACCCCAGAGGAAAAGCAGCAUAUUCUUUCAGGGAAGGAGCAACAGAUAUCCUCAUCACAGGCAUUUCAGGCAUCUCAAGCACUUUCUCAGAGAUUGCACCAGGAUCCCCCUUCUGGUUACACCAAUACCAGAAUCAAGCCUGACACUAAACGACCAGCACCUUCUGAAAGCAAAGAAAACGAAAGCUGUAAACGAGUAAAAGCCCCACAUUGUAUAGGUGAACAACAUCCUUCUAUGCCAUGCUCUGCUUACCGUAACUGCACAGAGACCAAUAAAAGUCAUAGUUCAACAUCUCAGAAGGAUUUUCAAAGUCACAAAAAACAGAAUAAAAGUGGAUUGUUAUCAGAAAACCAACAUCAACAGAUUGAGAAGGGACAAAAGUCACGUGACACCAAAGAGACUAAGAGGACUAAACACAAAGAAGCCCCACCCCAAGAACACAAAAGAGUGGACAGGAACAAAGAAAAGAAGGAACAAGACUCCAGUGAAGAAGAGGAAGAGGAGGAGGAUGACUGGGAAGAAGAGGCUCUUUUACUGGAAAAGUGCCUUUGUCACCCAGAAGAAAAGCAACAGCUCUCAGAACCAUCUCUGCACUCUGAAGAUGUCCCAGACUACUACAAGAAAUAUGCCAAAAUUACAUCUCAACAGCAACGUCAAAUGUAUGAGGAAGACUUUGCUUCAGAUUAUACAGAGUAUUUAGAACUCCAUGCAAAAAUUGGAAAAGUGCUGGAAAAAUUUGUUCAUCUAGGAACAAAAAUGAAAAAGUUUCAACAAGGAACAGUGGAGCACAAGGUGAUUGAAAACAGGAUUCUUUCAGAAUACAAGAAGUUUAAAAAGACCUAUCCAGGCUACAGAGAAGAGAAGAUCCGAUGCGAAUACUUGCACCACAAACUGUCACAUAUCAAGCACAUGAUCCUGGAAUAUGAACAAAACAUGCCAACGUAAUUGAUUGAGAAGCCUUUUGCACCAUAACACAGAAUCUCAACCCUAUUAAUACUUGGUGUUGGUAACAGGGUAUUUUUGUUCCUUGUUAAUAGGUGAAUUGAUGGCAGGACUUGUCUGUAAAACGUGCCAUAACAUACCAUGUAUACAUUUUCAGCAUAAAUGCCUUAUCUCGGAAAGCGUUUAAACCAAAGUCUUAUCAUGAUAUGUAAAUGUAAUAAGAAAAUGGUAACUAGAUAUUCCUAUUGCUAGUAUAAUGUAGGGCUUUUUCAUUAUUUAGCUUUGGCAACAAGUUAAAUGCUGUUAAAUAUGACCAUGUAUUUGUACGAUCCUUUCAUUGUCUGAUGUGAAAAUAAAUAUAUUGCCUCAUGUGAGGCCUAAUGCC